UCUUCAAAUCUUUUGAAGCAACCACAGCUGUAACUAGUAGUUGAAGUUCUAUCCACUCCUUUUCUAGGAAUCAUCCCUUGGCAUUUACAAACCUAUCCCAAUCUGGAAAGAUCUACCAAUUUGAAUGAAACAACCCGGAUGGAGUUAAUGUGCUUCACUCUGCUUUCUUCCACCUCUCUUCCCUCUCUCCUUGAAAGCCAAUAUUAAAGAGAGCAUGAGCCCAUGUCUCCAUAUUCUAGUAGCAAAAUCUGAAAAAUGUUUUAGAUCUUUGAGUUCAAAGUAUGUGUAAGUUUGUAUAGUGCUUUUAACUUACAAAUUCAUGUGAAAUAUGGUAUGUUUCCACGGUUCAUAUUAGUCUUGAGGAUGUUUCUGACUGUUAUCUGUGUGAGAGUUUUUCUUUUAUUGAUGAUGGAUGUUAGCUCUGUGAGACUUUUCUUUUAUUGAUGAUGGAUUAAGAGUAUGAUCCAUUAUUCUUGAUGAUCAGUUAUAAAAUCUGAUUCAUAUUUGAUAAUGGAUUAUAAAGUAUGAUCUAUGAUCAUGGAUUAUAAAGUAUGAUCUAUGAUCAGAAAAUUUUCUCACAAUUUACAUUCAUAAUUGAUUAAUUUCAAUUUAAUAUCGAAGAAUGAGAUUCGAUUACAAGGCUCAACUCUCACACGGUUAACACACAGAAGUAUUCUUUAUCACUUACAGAUUUCUAUUUUAAGGGUGAGCUGAACAAUUGAAGCUCUCUGGAUCAGAGACGAUGCAAAGCUGAAAUCUCUAAUCCCAACUAAUUAACAACUUUGUGACAGAGUUGCAACUGCCUAAGCUCAGUAAAAACCCCGUUUUUUUAAUCAGUUUUUCAACACCCUUAACAGGGGUGAAGAGCUGAUGGGUGGGAACAUUAGCCCCUUUAAACCCUUUCUUAGAUAUAGAUAUCCUUUACAGAUCCUAUGCCUAGAGGAUGAGAUCUAUGAAACCAUGGAUCUCACGCCUGCCCAUAUAUUGUUAGAUGCCAGAAAGCUUGUGCAAGAACUGCAAGACUUUUACCAGGAUUUAAAGCCCGAAGAUAUGAGAAGCAUGCUGAAAGAUUCUAUGCUGAACAGAAAUCCUAAGUUGCUUCAGCAAAUUUAUUUCAACCAUUUGGCCGAGAAUUCUGGUAUGGAAGAGGGUUUUACUUAUUCUUUGCAUGAAAUUGCUGCUGUGAAAUCUCAAUUUUUUGUGGGGUUGGAGAAAUCGAUCGGCGAUUUGAAGAGGCCUUUGUUCCAGAAGGAGGUGCCAAUCGUUGGAGUGCGGUUUAUGGGAGGUGUUGGAGAAACAACUUUAGCAUUGGCUUUAUGGAAUGAUGUUCUAAUUAAAGGUUAUUUUCAGAACCUCCUUUUCAUUACUGUUUCAGAGUCUCCAAAUGGGAAAGGACUUCUAGAGACCAUGUGGGAUGGCAUUGUUGGAAGGAAGAGGUCUGAGUUUCAGAAUUUGGAAGAUGCAUGUAUGCAGCUGCAAAUUCAGCUUAUGAGGCAAUCUAAAUCAACUCUGCUGAUAUUAGAUAAUGUUGGGUCCAGAGCAAAUUUGGGGAAAUUACUAUUUCAUGUGACAGGAUAUAAAACUCUUUUCACAAAGAGAGAUACGUCCAUUAUCCCCAGAAACUACUCUGCUCAAUAUUAUCAAUUGCCUUUGCUGGUCCACGCAGAUGCUCUGUCUCUUUUCAUCUUCUGGGCUUCCGGACAGAUGCCAAUUCCAAGUAAUGGAGAUGCAAAUCCAGUAAACAAGGUUCAAGCAGAAUAUUUUGCCAGGGAAAUGGGAUUUGCUGAAGGACAGGCCAUUUGAUGCUCAAAGUGUCUUUAUUCACACAGGUCCUGUGGACAAAAGCAAGUGGUACUAGAAUAAUUUUUCAAAGAGGGCUACAAUAAAAGAUCUAGAUGUCUUAUCUUCACCCCCUCAACUAGGGAGUGUGCAUGGAGAGGCUGAUUGCACCACAAGUUCAAACACAGAAAAAAAGGACUACAACACAUAGAGGAGCUAUAUUUGGGCUGUCUUCCUGUACGUCAGAUUUUGGCAUAUUGGGGAUCUUAUCUUUAUUUUGGUGGCUCGGGAGCGAAGAGAUCUGAUACUCUUUAAAGGAAACAGUUGGCACGUUGUUUCUUAUUUGAAAAAAUGAAAACAUCAAAUCACAGUCUUUAUGAGGACUGGUGAUUGUUGAAUCCCACUUUGGGGUCAGACAAAAUUUUAAAAUGGGGGUAAUUUUUUUUAUCACGGAGAGCUCCUCAUUGGUGAUUGUAUCCCACUUUGGGGCAGACAAAAUUAUAAAAAUAGUUAAAUCCGAACUUGCUUAUUUUCUACAAAGCAUGA
Messenger RNA from Cryptomeria japonica (Japanese cedar), 2325 nucleotides. Its product is annotated as probable disease resistance protein At4g33300. Gene Ontology annotation, molecular function: ADP binding. Gene Ontology annotation, biological process: defense response to fungus. The transcript is spliced from 4 exons. The record is from RefSeq and is a predicted model, not a curated record. NCBI's taxonomy places the organism in Eukaryota, Viridiplantae, Streptophyta, Pinopsida, Cupressales, Cupressaceae. The coding region runs from base 871 to 1803 and encodes 310 amino acids.